Ilex paraguariensis (yerba mate) is the source of this 1083-nucleotide messenger RNA. The record is from the annotation of a GenBank genome assembly. NCBI's taxonomy places the organism in Eukaryota, Viridiplantae, Streptophyta, Magnoliopsida, Aquifoliales, Aquifoliaceae.
AUGGAGAAUCUUUAUGGGAUGAAGUUGAUUGACACUAGGAAUGGAAAAUAUGCUGAUCGGUUACUGUUUCCACCCUACAGAGAAAGACUUAUUAUUUUAUCUUUCGUUGAAGGAUCAGAACAUAGAGUGGUUUAUGUGUUUGCGAAGUUGAAGAAGAUGAGCAGCCAGCGGAUUAAACGCAUGGUGGCAUCCGGGAAGGGUACGUGGAGAGGUUCCGAUAGGGCGAGUCCUGUAUUGGAUCCACAGAAGAAGAAUACUAUAAUCGGAUGGAAGAGAAACUUUGUUUACGAGAUCACAAAGACAAGGGCCAAACUCGGAUACAACAUGACUGAGUAUAGCCUUCCCGACUCUACAUUGAACACUGGAAGAGUUUUGUUCAAAGACUACAAGAUCAUUAUCAUUUAUGAAGCUGCUCCGUCGCUACUAUACAAGCAGAUUGCAUUGGGUGUCCAUGUUGUCCAGUUUGAAGGAUGUCCAUAUCAACAACACAUGAGCAUGGCAGUGAACCCUGAAUUUGGUGCAUUAUAUUUUGGACAAGAUGGGUCUGUAGAAUUUCAGGUGCCAAAUAGUAUCAUGGCUACCUUAGCAGUAGAUGAUAGUGAAGGUAUUCCCCAGCAGGCAAUCAACAACAAGCCGAGCCCUUCAGUGGCCCAACUUGAAGAAUAUCAGUAUGAGGAAUACAUGAGUCGUAAUAAUAACAUGGGGACAACACCAGUUGCGCAACGUGGAUCCAUCACAAAUGCAUCAGUGGCACCCGAAUCAGGUGCUGGUGCUUUAUAUUGUGGUAGAAGAACUGGAUUUGAAUGCCAAAUACAAAGUAAUGUCAUGCCUUGUGCAGCAGAGUCUCCAAUAUCAGAAGAAUGCUGCUUGCCUGCUCUGGAAACAUGGGAUUACACUGACCUAUUUAUGCUGGAUAAUACAAAUUGGGAUGGUAUCGCUAGGGAAUUCCUUGCUGAGCUGCUGCAUGGUGAUCAGGAAGAGUUGUCGAAUGGUGAUCAGGAAGAGGCUUUACAAGAGGGUGCAAUUUCCAUGAUAUCGCCGAACCCAUCUGGUGUCCAGAAUCUAACUAACCGUGGAUAUUAG